AUGCCAGAUAACUCUAUUGAGUUUGAAGAUAAUUUCAAAAAGCAGUUCAAAUAUUACAAGGCUAAUAGGGUUAAACCUUCUUUUCAUGAUGUUAUGUCGGUUGAUGUUCUCAAAGAUAACGAAGUGAUCACCGUUACACCUCUAAACGCAGAAACUGACCCGCGAGGUGCUUUAUUAGGACUUCAAAAACAGUCACUAUGGCAUACGUUUGCUUUCCAAAAUCACCCUGGCUUACUUUUGAUACGAAAUCCAUUCACAAAUGCAGGUCAAAGAUACUGGAUACAAAGAUGCCUACAGGAAUAUCCAAAAAAGCCAAAUAAACUAAAUAUUGAUAUAGAAACGAAUGUUCAAGAUUGGUGGUUGGAGUGUUUUAAAGACGGAGAGUGUAACAGAGUUUUACAGAAGAAAUUGAGAUGGACUACUUUGGGAUAUCAUCACAAUUGGGAUACAAAAGUAUACAGUGAUGAAAGUAGGACUCCAUUUCCAGAGGAUUUAUUAGAAUUAUCUGAUGUGGUGGCCCAGUACCUUGGCUACACCAACUUUAAAGCAGAGGCAGCAAUAGUCAACUAUUACCAUAUGGAUUCUACUUUAUCAGCACAUACUGACCAUUCAGAAGUUAAUUUGGAGGCUCCUUUGUUGUCUUUUAGUUUUGGACAAUCAGCAAUCUUCCUAAUAGGAGGCAAGAACAAAUCAAUAGAACCUUCUGCUAUCCUACUUCAAAGUGGAGACAUUAUAAUAAUGUCCAAUGAAGCCAGGUUAUGCUAUCAUGCUGUACCUAGAAUUGUCCCUACAGAAUUUUCUCCCUGGAAUCACGAAAACCUGGAAAUUCCAGAUAAUACCUCUAGUGUUGUAAAUUUCAAAUAUAUUUCCAACCCAAGCCAACUUAUUGCCGUUAUGGAAAAAUGUAUAAAUAAUGAAAUGUGGAAUCAAUUUAACAAUUACAUAGAGGAAUCUAGAAUUAACAUGAAUGUAAGACAAGUAUUAAAUGAAAGUCAGAUUAGUAUAACUGAUGAAAAAUUUAAUAACAAAUAAAUGGCAUUAUUCUAUAUUUUGUUUUCUUUGCACUGAUAAUUUUGUAAUUUCAUUUGAAUUUAUAAAGUACACAUUACACAUGAGAUCCUUGCUUAUUACAUACAUUUUUGGUCCUUACA
This is a messenger RNA of Hyposmocoma kahamanoa, 1151 nucleotides long. It is a transcript of the gene AlkB, whose product is annotated as nucleic acid dioxygenase ALKBH1. Gene Ontology annotation, molecular function: oxidative RNA demethylase activity; ferrous iron binding; broad specificity oxidative DNA demethylase activity. The coding region runs from base 1 to 1032 and encodes 343 amino acids. The record is from RefSeq and is a predicted model, not a curated record. Gene Ontology annotation, biological process: oxidative RNA demethylation. Gene Ontology annotation, cellular component: nucleus; cytoplasm. The transcript is spliced from 4 exons. NCBI's taxonomy places the organism in Eukaryota, Metazoa, Arthropoda, Insecta, Lepidoptera, Cosmopterigidae.